ACCAGCCUCGCCCCGAAAAUUAGGGAGCUUUGCCUCACUAAAAAAGGUCACCACUACGGCUGAGGUUUAUAUAACACGACACGACACGACACGACAAAACACAUACUUAAUAAACAACUAACUGACAGAUUAUUCAUCACAUAAAUGUCAUUCAAUUUCACUAACUUCACUAAGGACUUAAAGUCUUUAGCCGAUAAAGUUUCUAAUGAAUUCAAUAAUGAAGUAUUACCAAUGGCUCAUCGAACUAGUAGAAUUGUUCAAGAAAGAAUAGGUAAAGUUAAUGUUGAUGAUAUUAGUCAAUUACCUUCUGAAUAUGUUGAAUUAGCUAAUAAAUGUAAUCAAAUUGAAAGUUUAUAUAAAAAUGUAUUAAAAAUCACAACUAAUUAUGAAAAUGAAAGUUAUGAUUAUCCAUUAAAUGUUCAAGAAUCAUUUACAGAUUUUAGUAAAAAUAUUAGUUCUCGUGUUUCAAAUUUAUCAAAGGCAACAACUCCUGCUGAAGCUCAAGCAGCUAUAAUUAAUCCAAAUAGUGGUGAAUAUAAACCUCCUAAAACUUUAUAUCAUGCAUUAGCAAGAGCUACUGAUGCAUCAAUUUUAUCAACAAGUUCAACAUCUUCAGAAGAUUUAUUAGUUAAGGGACUCGAUUUAUAUUCAACAAGUUUAAAUAAAAUUGGUAAUGCAAGAUUAGGUCAAGAUCAAUUAAUUAAAUCUAAAUUUAAUAAACCUUUAAAUACAACUUUAAGACAAUUAAUUAGUCAAAGUAAUAAUAUUCAAAAGAAAGUUGAACAAAAAAGAGUUGAUUAUGAUUUAGCUAGAUCAAAUGUUGCUCAAUGUACUAAUCCUGCAAAAGAACCUCAAUUAAGAGUUAUUAUGGAAAAUGCUGAAGAUGAUUUUGCUAAUACUGUUGAAGAUGCUAUGAAUAUUUUACAAAAUGUAUUAGAAAAUGCUAAACCUUUAGAAGAAUUUUUAGAAUUAGUAAAAGCUCAAUUAGCUUAUCAUAAAUUAGCUAAUGAAGUUUUAGGUAGUUUGGUUGAUAAAUUUGAAUCAUUAAUUGAAGAAAAACAUGGUGAUCGUACUGGUGAUAAUGUUAGUAGUAGAGAAUCAGGAGAUUUUGAUAUUUAAGUGGGUGAUAAGUUUUUUAUAAUUAAAGGUUUGGGUUAUCCCUAUAUAUAUAUA
Scheffersomyces amazonensis is the source of this 1173-nucleotide messenger RNA. RefSeq names its product Gvp36p (gene GVP36). NCBI's taxonomy places the organism in Eukaryota, Fungi, Ascomycota, Pichiomycetes, Serinales, Debaryomycetaceae. The record is from RefSeq and is a predicted model, not a curated record. The coding region runs from base 145 to 1119 and encodes 324 amino acids. The transcript has a single exon.